UCGAUGUUUCCGCACCCUCGCGCACCUGGCGAUGCGACAAGCGUAAAUUUCGGCAACGAGCUAUUGAUAGCGCCUAUCGCUCUUAUCGCUCGUCGUCGCCGAGUAUACCGUUUGAAAAUACCUGCGACAGUCGCGGAAACGUCAUCGAGUUUAUUACUGCGACGCGCAUUGACGCGAUCACCUGCAGUGAAAAGAGAAUAUAGGUUAUGUUCGCAUCCCGCAUCGCUUCUGAGAAUCUCGACAUGAUGCGCGGUAUAUUGACAAUUUUCUCGCAAAGGUACGUAGCUGGCGGGAGAUUUCUGGUAGAUGAGUGCGCUCCGAGAUGCGGACGUGGGUUUUGCACGGCCGCCGCGGAAGAUCGCUCGCCCUUGAGCGGCAUACGAGUCCUGGAUCUGACGCGGAUCGUGGCCGGCCCGUAUUGCACGAUGAUUCUCGGCGACCUCGGCGCGGAGGUGCUGAAGGUCGAGCGACCUGGCAGCGGCGACGAGGCGCGCAAGUGGGGCCCGCCGUUCUUCGAGGGCACGCAGGAGUCGACUUACUUCACGAGCGUGAACAGGAACAAGAAGAGCAUCUGCAUCGAUCUGAAGAGGGGUCGGGACGUUAUUCGUGAGCUGGCGCAAACAUGUGACGUCCUGGUGGAGAAUUACGUGCCGGGCAAGCUGGACAAGAUGGGCCUGGGGUACGAGGACAUGGCCAAGAUAGCACCGCAGCUCAUAUAUUGCUCGUUAACCGGUUACGGGUCCCAGGGCCCGUACGCGAGUAGGCCUGGCUACGACGUGAUCGCUGCGUCCUUAGGCGGGCUCCUGCACAUCACCGGGCCUAGGGACGGAUCGCCGUGCAAAGUCGGCGUGGCCAUGACCGACCUGGCGACCGGUCUGUACGCUCACGGCGCGAUUAUGGCCGCUCUGCUGCAAAGAUCGAGGGUCAACAGAGGCCAGUGGAUACAGUGCGACCUCUUGUCGACGCAGAUCGCGAGUCUGAUCAAUAUCGCCUCGAAUUACCUGAACGGAGGCAAGGAGGCGACGAGAUGGGGAUCCGAGCAUGAGAGCAUAGUCCCUUACGAAGCGUUCCCGACGAAAGACGGGUAUAUGACAAUCGGUGCUGGGAGCGACGCGCAAUUUCUGGAACUGAUUAAAAGAAUGCAGUUACCGGAACUUGCUAGUGAUGACAGAUUCGAGAAUAAUACAGCCAGAGUUAAAAACAGAAUCGAGUUGCUUCGGAUUCUUAGAGACGUAUUUAGCAAGAAGACAAAUCGAGAAUGGUGUGUAACGUUUGAAGGCGCUUCUUUCCCUUACGGAGCAGUAAACAGCAUAAGAGAAGUGUUCGAUGAUCCUCACGUGAAAUAUACAAAGUUGGUUCAAGAAGUGGACCAUCCGAUCACGGGCAAAGUGAAGCUUGUCGGUCCACCUGUGACGUACAGCUACGCUACCAACAUUGUGAGGUCACCACCACCAACGUUGGGACAGCAUACAUUGGAAGUUUUGAAAAAUAUAUUGAAAUAUUCUGAUGAAAAGAUUGAAAGUUUAAUAGCACAGAAAGUUGUGCAAUAAUUAAUGAACAUGUAUCUCUUCAAUUAUUUUUAUAAAAUUCCAACGAAAAAUCUUUUUUCAAUAGAUUAAGAUUUCUAACAAUAAUGUAAGUGGUAAAAUUCAUUUAAAAGUUUUAUUAAUGAAAAUAAUGGUUAUAAUAGUGAAUGAGAAGAAUAUUAAUAUUA
Molecule: messenger RNA, 1714 nt
Organism: Ooceraea biroi (clonal raider ant)
Lineage: Eukaryota; Metazoa; Arthropoda; Insecta; Hymenoptera; Formicidae
Product: succinate--hydroxymethylglutarate CoA-transferase
Cellular component (GO): mitochondrion
Molecular function (GO): succinate-hydroxymethylglutarate CoA-transferase activity
Source: RefSeq, a predicted model, not a curated record